CUGGAUGAGAUCCUGUCCUUGGGCAGGGCUGUGCUCCGUGGGAGGCUGCCUGCCUGACCUUGGAGUGGGUUCUGAGAGGGAAAGGCCAUUCAAAGAGUCACUGGUGUCCACCUGAGAGAAGGUUCAGUGAGACAGAAAGCAAGCAGCAGCAUGAACGAGAGCAUCAGUGAUGCAGGGUCCAGCAGUGCUGGCUCCCUUCAGGAGGAUCUCGCCAAYCUUGUCAUCUGGGCACACACUCACGGUACCAUCUGCGACCAGAUCCCAGCCCUGGAAUUUAUGCAAAACACAGAUCACCUGAGCAAUGACAACGCUGUGCUGUGGAUGUGCAGAGAUGGGCAUGCCUAUCACUGGCGCUGUGGGAAGGUCCAUGACACCAAAAAAGAAGACCCUGAAGCUGUAGGAAGGAGAAAGAGGCUCCUGUCUUCUGAGUCCUUGGUAGGGGAAGCCAGCUUUGAGGAAAAGAAACUCAAGCUGUCCCCAUCAUCUUUGGAGAUGGGUCAGGGAGAUUCUGGGAGCACAGGAUCAUGUGACAGAUCCAAUGGGGUCACCGAGCAGAACGAUGACGGUGCCUGCACAAGGAAUGACGACGAGUCCAGGGGGAGUCAGAAUACUGGGAAACCYUUAAUGUCAUACUCUGCAGCAGAGCAACACUUGUCAAUGCCUGGUAGAGUCCAAACAGAGCCAUCUGCUGAGGAUUUGCAGAUACUCCACUGCGAGAAGAUGGCGUUGCACCAGCCAACGCCCCCMCAAAGAGCUGCCUUUUCUCCCACGKCAAGGCCAUCYGUAAACCGUGCCUACAUUCUGCAGGCUCCUGUCAGCGACCCCGAAGACCCAAGCAGGAACAUCCUGAGGCUGGCUCCUUUCACUGCUGCAGGGCCCAUGGCUGAAACUUCCAGACAAAGGAGUCCCCCGGKGUCAGCAGCACCAAAGGUACAACUCAAACCCCUUCCUGUCCCCUGCACUGAAGCYGGGGCCCAGCCUGAGUCACAGCCCUUGGUGACAUUCUUUGAGUUCCAAGCCACUGCUGAUGUUCAGCAGCAUCUCCAGCUGAGCCCUUCAGAGUGUGGGACACUGGGAAGGGUCUGCAGCGGGGAYAGUGCUGAGAACGUGGGUGAGAACAGCAAGACAUUGGGAUCUGGGCAGACACCUUGUUCUUCAGCCACCCAGAAUCCAGAGAGCCAUGCACCUGCAGCCUCAAACAGAGAUGURCCGAAGAAGCAGAAAAAGAAAAGCUGUAACACUGGGGACAUAAACAUGUUCAAAGCGUGGUUGAAGUUGCACCACCCCUCGGAGACACGCAAGAUCCACCUGCUGCCUCCCGCAGACCUCGACCGCUACCUGGUCUCAUUCUUCAGCUCUGCCAAGAAACAGAAUGGCAAUGAUUUUUCUUCCAAUUCUUUAUACUUCUCCCGGCGCAACAUCGACCUAUAUCUCAAGAAGCACAGCUACCAGUACAGCAUGUUGAAAGGGCCAGAGUUCAGAGCCUCUCAGGAAGUCUGGAAAUCAAAGCAUCGGUACCUGUUCCAAAAGGAGAGGGAGGAAGAGUGGACUGUGGUGGAGAAAAUGACAGAUGAAGAUGUGGAAAACCUUCUUAAGAAAGGCAUUUUAAGCAAGAUGCACCCUCAGGGYUUGCUGCACCUCAUGUUCACCAACCUCAUUAGGGGGUUUGGGGCAAGCACCCACAUGCAGAACCCCCAGCUGUACUGGGGACAGCUGGUGCUGAGGAAGACCAACGGAGAGGUGGAGUAYUUGGAGUGGAAGGACAAUCUGAGCCCGGAGGGAAACGAAGGGGAGCUGAGCCCACGRCUCUUAGCCAAGCCUGAGGAUCCAGAGAACUGUCCAGUUGCCAGUUACAAGGAGUAUGCCAGGAAGAGGCCRCCAGACAUGCUGAAUGACAACCACCCUCUUUACCUGUCUCCCAAGGCACUGUGCUCCAUCUGGGACAAGGUGUGGUACAGCAGGAAGGCACUGGCAAAAACCAAAAUGGAUAAGAUCUUGAAAGCUAUUGCCCAGGAAGUCAGAGAGGUUGUAAAGAAAAGGAAAUAGAGGUGUCUUGUCGGCUUUACCCUUUAAGCUGCUCCAAGGCUGCUCUGGAACAGAAU
Molecule: messenger RNA, 2102 nt
Organism: Malurus melanocephalus (red-backed fairy wren)
Lineage: Eukaryota; Metazoa; Chordata; Aves; Passeriformes; Maluridae
Exons: 4
Coding region: 151-2046 (631 amino acids)
Source: RefSeq, a predicted model, not a curated record